Molecule: messenger RNA, 1279 nt
Organism: Culex pipiens pallens (northern house mosquito)
Lineage: Eukaryota; Metazoa; Arthropoda; Insecta; Diptera; Culicidae
Product: speckle-type POZ protein-like
Exons: 2
Coding region: 136-1149 (337 amino acids)
Biological process (GO): regulation of proteolysis; proteasome-mediated ubiquitin-dependent protein catabolic process
Cellular component (GO): cytoplasm
Molecular function (GO): ubiquitin protein ligase binding
Source: RefSeq, a predicted model, not a curated record
UCUGACAGUUGUCAGUUUGUCUUAAAAAAAACUUUACAAGCGUUUUUUUGUGUGAUUUUAGAAUACGUACUCUCCAAUCAUAACUCAAAUUUCUUACCAGUUAUCCGAACCAAACAAUUCAAAGACUAUCGAACAAUGGAACCGACCUGCUGCACCGAAAUGAAGAGCACAGUUAUACAGCACCGAUGGACCAUCAAAGGAUUUUCCAGCACUGGCACAACUGGGGCCAACAUGAUACUGCGAUCGUCUGUUUUCUGUGGAAAAUCGAUUCAUUCUUCAUACGAGUUCUCCUGGUACUAUGAGCUCAAUCCACAAAAAACACGGGACGGCUACAGUAAAGUGGCCAUAGAUGCGUUCACCAACUGUACGUCUCAUCCAACCUUGAGCCACCAUGCAAGUAUCGUCUGGGAAGCUCAAGAUGGCAACAAUUUCACAUGUUUUGGGGCACUCAAGGCCGGCACUCGGAUUGGCGAUAGCAUGAUGCAUCACCGGUCCACUGUGAAUUCACAUUUGGGAUCCAGUGACACACUGAUUCUGACCUUCAAACUAACGCUGAUCGAAGAAGUCGUUACCGGAAGCUCUGCCCCUGAACCUGAGCAACCUACAUUGCAAGUGGAUGCACAUGUUAACGAACACUACGGCAAUCUGCUGACCUACAACAAGUUCAGCGACGUCACGUUCGACAUUGGCGAGGAACACAUCUUAGCCCACAAAGCUAUCCUGACAGUUCGUAGCCCAGUCUUUGCCGCUAUGUUCGAGCACGACAUGCAGGAAACGAAGGAAAACAAGGUCAAGAUUACUGACAUCCGAGCGGAGGUAUUCCGGGAGGUGCUGCGCUUCAUCUACACAGGAUCGGUGCAGGCAAUGGAACAGAUGGCGGACGACCUGUUGAUAGCAGCUGAAAAGUACGCCCUGGACGCCCUAAAAACCAUGUGCGAGAAACAUCUUGCGAAGAAACUAUCGGUCGAGACGGCCACGGCUACACUACAUUUUGCUGAUACCUACAACGCCAAUCAGCUCAAGAAGGAGGCCAUCGACUUCAUCUCGAAGCAUCUGAAAGUUAUGAAAACUACCGACUGGGCGAGCGUCAUCGCCACCAACCCGGAAGUGGCCGCCGAAAUGAUUGCCCAGAUGGCUAAGGUGAACUGAAGCUUAAGGCAGACGACAUGUUUUUUUGUACUUCUUAUUUCUUACUUACUGACUUCAUGAAACUGCUAUGUUUCAUCGCACAUAAAUGGGCUGAUUUACGUGAAUUACUCAGCGAAUAAAAGGUUAAAAA